AUGAAGACUUUCUUGGCCCCGGGCUUCAAGCUCCAACCCGUCUCCGAGGAUGACAUUGCCCUGGCCGGCCUGGCCUGGGGCUUCACCCUCGGCUUCGGUUUCCUCACCGUAUGGACCGCCAUCAAGCAGACCCGGCACGUCUCCAAGCUCCAUGGCACCGGCCGCCUCAACUCGCCCUACAUCUGGAUGAUCUGGCUGGAGAUUGCCGUCUGCACCGCCUUCAGCAUCAUGUGCUGGAUGUACCUGCGAGGCAACCUCUCUCCCAGCCUUGCCUUUUACUUUUGCAUCCUGACGACGUGGGCGCUGCAGGUGCAGUUCCUGCUGCAGAUCAUCAUCAACAGAGUCUCGGUGCUUCUUGUCAACCGGCGGAAGGGCCUCCACAUCAAGAUCGGGGUUGCCAUUCUCAUCACGGCCAUCAACAUCUCCGUCUACUGCAUCUGGAUCCCCGCCCGCCUCCAGAUAUCCGAGACGUACAUCCACAUCAACGAGGUCUGGGACCGGUGCGAGAAGGUCAUCUACCUGGUGGUCGACGCCUCGCUCAACUGGUACUUCAUCCGCAUCGUGCAGAAGAACCUGGUGCGCCAGGGGCUGAAGAAGUACGAGUCGCUGGUCAAGUUCAACAUCUACAUCAUCGGCUUCUCGCUCAGCAUGGACGUCCUCAUCAUCAGCAUGAUGUCAUUGAAGAACUCGUUUGUCUACAUGCAGUUCCACCCUCUCGCCUACAUCGUCAAGCUCAAGAUCGAGAUGUCCAUGGCCGACCUGAUCGCCACCGUCUCGCGCUCGGCCAACACGGGCGGGCUGGACUUCAGGCGGAACAGCAACCGCACCCGCGACAACAAGCAGCAGGCCGUCAUCAACGCCUUCGCCGGCCGCACCGAGUCGACGACCAGCUCCGACAUCGAGGCGCUGGACAAGAAGCACAACGACUACCCCGAAGACCAGGACGAGGUCGAACUCCGGCGCAUCAUGCGCAGCGGCGGCGUCGGCCGCCCGGCGCAGAAGGAUCUGCACAGCACCGGCGUCGACGACGAUCACCACCACCACGGCUACCAGCAGAGAGAGGGCCCGCUGGUCGUGCACCAGCAGCAGGAAAUCUCGGUCGAGGUGGAGAACGUGUCGUACGCGGCAUCGGGUGCCCCCAGCCUGGGCGACGACAGCGACGAGCGGCCGCUGCAGAGCACGAGCGUGCCCGGCGUGAAGCAGAAGACCGGGUUCGGCAUGCACACCAAGGUGUGGGGUGCGGGGAACAGCGAGGAGUAA
Molecule: messenger RNA, 1260 nt
Organism: Diplodia corticola
Lineage: Eukaryota; Fungi; Ascomycota; Dothideomycetes; Botryosphaeriales; Botryosphaeriaceae
Exons: 3
Coding region: 1-1260 (419 amino acids)
Source: RefSeq, a predicted model, not a curated record